Molecule: messenger RNA, 2054 nt
Organism: Solea solea (common sole)
Lineage: Eukaryota; Metazoa; Chordata; Actinopteri; Pleuronectiformes; Soleidae
Gene: alpl
Product: alkaline phosphatase, biomineralization associated
Exons: 14
Coding region: 344-1975 (543 amino acids)
Biological process (GO): dephosphorylation
Cellular component (GO): plasma membrane
Molecular function (GO): alkaline phosphatase activity
Source: RefSeq, a predicted model, not a curated record
CAGACCUCUAUUCUCAGUACUCCGGAGGACCAGUGUUGGACACUCGUGGGUUUAUAAAAGAGCUUGUGAACGCGCCGAUGCACGGAGGAGUGAAUGAACUGCCGCACGCACAUUUGGAUGUAAUUAAGCUCCCGCAGAGUCACUUUCAUGAACAGAGACAGGGAAGAUAAAGCCUGACACUCAUCAGCUCUCUUCUCCGAGCCCUGAUAAAUUUCAGGUUUCGAUUGGAACGCUUCAGAGACUGGCUGGCUCACUGCCCCUGGGUGGACCUGGCAGAACGCUCUGAACUACUAUAUCUAAGAAGCUGUAAGGCAACAGCAGACCAACAUCUUCGCAUAGCACCAUGUUAUGGUUGCGUAGAGAAACACAUCAUCCACAUGGACACGAAAACAUGAAGGUGACGAUGCUGCUCAUCAUUUGUUCCAGUCUAAUCUUGGGAACUCUGGAGACGCCACAAUUCCCCGAGCAGGAGAAGGAACCUAAGUUUUGGAAUGAUUGGGCUCAGCGGACCCUGAAACAAGCCCUGUCUCUGCAAAGUCUCAACUUCAACAAAGCAAAGAAUCUCAUCCUCUUCCUUGGAGACGGGAUGGGUGUUCCCACGGUAACUGCUGCUCGAAUACUGAAAGGGCAACUGAAGGGAAAGAGUGGAGAAGAGACGCAGCUGGAGAUGGACAAAUUCCCCUUUGUUUCUUUGGCUAAGACAUACAACACUAAUGCUCAGGUGGCGGACAGUGCUGGCACUGCCACAGCGUACCUCUGCGGGGUCAAGGCCAACGAGGGAACAGUGGGCGUGAGUGCAGCCGCUGUCCGAUCCCAGUGUAACACUACACAGGGCAAUGAGGUCACCUCCAUCCUCCGAUGGGCAAAGGAAGCAGGAAAGUCUGUGGGAAUUGUGACAACGACGCGCGUCAACCAUGCAACUCCCAGUGCUGCGUAUGCCCACUGUGUGGACAGAGACUGGUACUCAGACAAUGAGAUGCCAGAGGAAGCCCUGCAGUCCGGCUGCAAGGAUAUCGCCAGACAACUGUUCGAAAACAUUCCCAACAUUGACGUGAUCAUGGGUGGAGGAAGGAAGUACAUGUUCCCCAAAAACAAGUCAGAUGUCGAGUACCCUAACAUCCUGAAGCACAGCGGAACACGAAAAGACGGGAGAAACCUGAUUCAGGAGUGGAUCGACAAAAUGACACAAAAGAAAGGCCAUUAUGUAUGGAACAAGAAGCAGCUCUUAUCACUGAACCCAAACAACGUGGAUUACUUAUUGGGUCUCUUUGAACCAGGAGAUCUGAUGUAUGACUUGGAAAGAAACAUAGAUACUGAUCCUUCACUGACAGAGAUGGUGGAAGUGGCCAUCAAAAUCCUAAAGAAGAACCCCAAUGGGUUUUACCUGUUGGUAGAAGGGGGACGUAUUGACCAUGGACACCAUGAGGGCAAAGCAAAGCAAGCUUUAUAUGAAGCUGUGGAAAUGGACCGAGCCAUUGGUCAGGCAGGUCUCUUGACAAGCAUCCAUGAUACAAUGACUAUUGUUACUGCUGACCAUUCUCAUAUGUUCAACUUUGGAGGCUACACACACAGGGGAAACACAAUAUUUGGUCUGGCCCCCAUGACGAGUGACAUCGAUCAAAAGCCAUUCACUUCCAUCUUAUACGGAAAUGGACCAGGUUACAAAGUAAUCAAUGGCACAAGGGAGAAUGUGUCCACGAUUGACUACCAGGCAAACAACUAUCAGGCUCAGGCAGCUGUACCUCUGAGCUCGGAGACUCAUGGAGGAGAAGAUGUUGCUGUGUUUGCUAAAGGCCCUCUGGCUCACCUGCUUCACGGGGUCCAGGAGCAGAACUACAUCCCCCAUGUAAUGGCUUAUGCAGCCUGCAUCGGCCAGAAUAAGGAACACUGUAUGUCACGCAGCGGGACUGCUAUUUCACACCCCGUCCUUUCUAGCAUCGUAGUCCUUCUCACAAUUACUCAACUUCUCUGUUGACUCUUUGGCCAAAUCUGCUGAAACCAGAGAUAACUGAAUGUAAUAAACGAAACAGAAAAAAUACUGUAUAUUUCUUUUA